This is a messenger RNA of Neocloeon triangulifer, 2251 nucleotides long. RefSeq names its product GAS2-like protein pickled eggs. Gene Ontology annotation, biological process: regulation of microtubule polymerization or depolymerization; actin crosslink formation; microtubule bundle formation. Bases 176 to 2185 code for a protein of 669 amino acids. The transcript has 9 exons. NCBI's taxonomy places the organism in Eukaryota, Metazoa, Arthropoda, Insecta, Ephemeroptera, Baetidae. Gene Ontology annotation, molecular function: microtubule binding; actin filament binding; cytoskeletal adaptor activity. The record is from RefSeq and is a predicted model, not a curated record. Gene Ontology annotation, cellular component: stress fiber; actin filament; cytoplasm.
CGCCGUCGUUGGUCUCACUUGCAGUUCGCGCCCGCGGUUCACUCAGUCAGUCAGUCAGUCAGUGGUGCAGCGGACAACAUGAGGCUGCUUUUGUGAGCGAACCGGCACCAGACGACCACGACCACCCGUUUCGUUCGCUUUUCCUCUUUGUGUUGUUCGCGAAAUCUGACAAGCUAUGGCCACGCUAAUGGGCGGCGUCGGCUUCGGAGCCGAGGUGACCGCCCUGCUGAUGGACUCGCGCACCCUGCGCCCCUUCAAGAGCAGCGAAGAGUACCUGUACGCCAUGAGGGAGGAUUUGGCCGAGUGGCUGUGCGUCCUUUACCCGCAGCUGCAGAUCACCGUUGACACCUUUAUGGAUCGACUUGAGGAUGGAGUCGCCCUUUGCAAGCACGCCAACAACGUGCGAAAAGCGGCCGCCGAGCACGCGCAACGCAAAAUGGAGCGCUCCAUCAGCAAGGGCAACCCUUUCGAGGUGCGUUGGCCCAUCCUGUCGCCCAAGGACGUGCAGUUCAGGGCAAAUGUCAAACCGGGCACCUUCCUCGCCAGGGACAACGUCAGCAACUUCAUCACCUGGUGCAGACACGACCUCGAGGUCCACGAGUGUCUGCUCUUCGAGACCGACGACCUCAUCCUCAGGAAGAAUGAGAAGCAUGUCGUCCUUUGCCUCAUGGAGGUGGCACGACGUGGUGCCAAAUUUGGCAUGCCAGCCCCAAUGCUGGUCCAGUUUGAACGCGAGAUUGACCGCGAAAUUGCUCGAGACCAGAAACGUGAACGGGCUGGUUCCACUUCAGGGGAUGGAGGCGAUUUGCUCAACGGUGUCGCCAAUGGCACCGAAAAUGGUGUCGAUUUGGAGGAGGAAGAAGAGGAGGAAGAGGAGGAGGAAGAUUACCCUAUUGAAUAUGGACCCAUCCCACAAAUUGUCACCAACGAUCUGAAGAGCUUGGACGAAAUGGUACGUGAUUUGGUGGAGAGAUGUACCUGUCCUACGCAGUUCCCCAUGAUCAGGGUCUCCGAGGGCAAGUACCGCAUCGGCGACACCAAAGUGCUCAUCUUUGUCAGAAUUUUGCGCAAGCACGUAAUGGUGCGCGUGGGUGGCGGCUGGGACACACUUUCUCAUUACCUCGACAAACACGACCCGUGCAGGUGCAGGGCAGGCCACCGCACCCUGCUCUCCUCUCGUCUGGUCACCAAGUCCGGCAACAAUGUGGAUCUGAACACGGCUCAGGUGCAUUACGACCGGGUGCCAACGUCGCCGCCACGCACGCGCCGCUCGAGCACCUCAAGCCAGGGCAGCACCUCCGAAGCCACCCUGCGGCCGUCCAUUUCCGUUCCCGCCUCCCCCGCCCGUGCUCGACCCCGAAGCCGCUCGCCGCGACCUGCAAGCUCCAACCGGCCGCGCUCCAGGUCGCCGCGACCCCCGCAGAACGCCAACAACUCCGACUCGGGGUCAGAGGUCAGCGAUGAGGGCUACCGGAGUCUGGGCCACAAACUCACCGUGCCCAACGACGACCUGCCCACAGAACGGCCCGAAUCAGCAAUUUCACAGCGAUCCAACGGUUCCGACUGUUCCGAUCACCUGUCGCCUCCAUCGCGUUUGCGCAACGUGACGCGACGCAGCGCAAGUCCAUGCGUGCGCAAACCCACCCCUUCCACCCCCAAAACGCAGCCGCUGCCUCGCAGCCGUUCCGUCUCAGGCUCAGGAGUUUCAGACCCGAAAAUAAAUUCAGCCCCCGCCUCACCCCUGUCCCGCACGGCCGUGGGCUACCGCAGCGCCCGCAGCCUCCGUGCGCCGCCCCCGGCGGCCGGCGGCAACACCUGGAACGGCCCCCGGAGCACAAAGUCGCGGCCCGCGUUGGGCGCCGACACAUUCCAGUCGCCCUUCGCCAGAGACAGCACGCGCCGCAGUCUGCCCAAAGACUCGCGCCGCCCCCAACCGCCGCCUCCGACCUCCACCCCCGGCUCGCCCGCCAAACAGGUUUUGCUGCAGCAGAUCAUCGCCUCCUCCGAGCAGGACGAGGCGGCGUUCAUUCAAAACCUGCGCGAGAUCAUCAGCCAGUACGAACACAAGGUCGAGGCCCAUCCGACCCCGAGAAAGAUGUCCGGCGACUCCAAGAUUCCUGUGCCUACCUUUUACAAGCAGAAUGCCAAACCGGGCAACUCUCCCGACGACGUUUGCUGCCUCUGAAUUAAUUAAUUAAGACUUUCCGACGCGAGUGAAUUUAUUAACUUGUUUUUUUUUUAACGCGCAGAA